Phyllopteryx taeniolatus (common seadragon) is the source of this 1731-nucleotide messenger RNA. RefSeq names its product JunB proto-oncogene, AP-1 transcription factor subunit b (gene junbb). The transcript has a single exon. Gene Ontology annotation, biological process: regulation of transcription by RNA polymerase II; regulation of cell population proliferation; regulation of cell cycle. The record is from RefSeq and is a predicted model, not a curated record. Gene Ontology annotation, cellular component: transcription regulator complex. The coding region runs from base 300 to 1280 and encodes 326 amino acids. Lineage: Eukaryota; Metazoa; Chordata; Actinopteri; Syngnathiformes; Syngnathidae. Gene Ontology annotation, molecular function: transcription factor binding; RNA polymerase II cis-regulatory region sequence-specific DNA binding; DNA-binding transcription factor activity, RNA polymerase II-specific.
GCCAAUGAACACACCUCAAAACGCAGCAACGCGCACACGUCGUCACCGGAGUUCACAAGUUUUUUUUGGGGAGACCUGACAGGAGCGGGAAUAAAUCAUCAUCAGAUUCAGAAGAGCGUGUUUGUCUUGACUUGUUGGACUUUUACUCUCCCCCCCCCCCCCACCCCACAUACUUGUCGUGAUAGUUUCUGAUGUUGGGACACUGUUGACAAGACGAAUUGAUGCUCGUUCUCUGCUGACUCUUGACAUUUGUUGAGACUGUUUCAAUAAACAGCCGGUAAGCUUACUCUCCCGACUUUAUGUCCACAAAGAUGGAACAGCCUUUUUAUCAUGAUGACUCCUUUCUGUCGGCUUACGGCCACUCAGACGCCGCCAUGCACGACUACAAGCUGCUAAAGCAGAAUAUGAAUUUGAACUUGACAGAGCCCUAUCGCAACCUGAAAUCCCACCUGAGGGCCGACACGGACCCGUACCACGGGGGGCAACAGGACGUCGGGACCCUGAAGCUCGCGUCUCCGGAGCUCGAGAGGCUCAUCAUCCAAAACAGUAACGGUGUCAUCACCACUCCGACCCCGGGGCAAUACUUCUACAAUCGGGGCAUCACCGAUGAGCAGGAGGGCUUCGCCGAGGGCUUCGUAAAAGCCCUGGACGAGCUGCACAAGAUGAACCACAUGCCUCAUUCGGCGUCCUCCAUCGGCGGCAGCGGAGUUACCACGUGCUCGCCAGCGGCCCCCAGCGUGUUCGGCUCGGGACUGCAACCCGAACCUCCCAUCUACACAACGUUGAACGCGUACUGCCCGAACACCGGCCUCUCUUCGUCCGCCUCCAGCUACCCCACAGCGACCAUCAGCUACCUGCCGCACCAGCAGAACCACGCGCAGAACUCCGCGCACGCCGCUUUCCAGAACCCCCACCCGGGUUCUGGACUUCAUCCGCAGCGGCUCGUCGCUCUCAAAGAGGAGCCACAAACCGUCCCGGAUCUCCUCAGCAGCGACGGCUCGCCUCCCAUGUCUCCUAUCGAUCUGGAGACCCAGGAGAGAAUCAAGGCGGAGCGCAAGAGGCUGAGGAACCGACUAGCGGCCACCAAGUGCCGGCGGCGCAAACUGGAGCGCAUCGCCCGCCUGGAGGAGAAGGUGAAAGGUCUGAAGAGCGACAACGCGGGCCUGUCCAACACAGCCUCGGUGCUCCGGGACCAGGUGGCCCAUCUCAAACAGAAGGUCCUGACCCAUGUGAGCAGCGGCUGUCAGCUGAUGCUCACAAGCAAGAUGGAAGCAUUUUAGACAAAGAGACUACUACUAAGUAAAUAAAUAAAUAAAUAAAUAUUGUUUUUUUAAAAGUUGACUUUAAGGUGAUAACACUGGAGUCAUGUUGUGCAUAUAGCGCCACAACAACACGAGGCAGGGGGCCUUUGUAGACUUGGUGUGUCUAUACUGUGCAAAAGACUGAUUGAAAUGGUACUUCCGGAUGCUGGACACCCCUCAAAGAACCAUUCAACACACUUCAUCAGUGAAACAUUCCAAUUGGGCAAACACUGAGAGAAGACGCACUUAUUCUGGUUUACUAAAUGACAGAAAGCGGUUAUCAUGUCUUUGUAAAUAUCGUGUAAAUUAUUGUUGUUUGUCCCGGUUGAUCCAGGCAAACUAACCGUGUCCAAUGUUUACAAUGUCCCUUUUUUUUUAAUGUUUUUUUUUAAAUGUGUGAUGUGUAUUUAAGUAAACCGUCUCAAAAACA